Chaetomium globosum CBS 148.51 is the source of this 1068-nucleotide messenger RNA. RefSeq lists its product as uncharacterized. Gene Ontology annotation, molecular function: 3'(2'),5'-bisphosphate nucleotidase activity. The record is from RefSeq and is a predicted model, not a curated record. Gene Ontology annotation, biological process: phosphatidylinositol phosphate biosynthetic process; sulfate assimilation. The coding region runs from base 1 to 1068 and encodes 355 amino acids. The transcript has a single exon. NCBI's taxonomy places the organism in Eukaryota, Fungi, Ascomycota, Sordariomycetes, Sordariales, Chaetomiaceae.
AUGACCACCCCCUACGCCCGCGAACUCGAGAUCGCCCAGCUGGCCGUGCAGCGCGCCGCCAUACUCACCAAGCGCGUCUUCCACGAGAAGGCCAAGGGCACGGUAUCCAAGGACGACGCGUCGCCGGUGACGGUGGGCGACUUUGGCGCGCAGGCGCUCAUCAUCGCCGCGCUGCGCCACAAUUUCCCCGGCGACGCCAUCGUCGCCGAGGAGGAGUCCGCCCAGCUGCGGGCGGAUGAGGGGUUGCGCGAGCUGAUUUGGGGGUUGGUGAGGGGCACCAAGUUGGAGGAUCCCGAGGCGGAGGGGUUGUUGGGGGGUGGAGUGCGGGAUGUGGAUGAUUUGUUGGAGGUGGUGGAUUUGGGGAGGAGUGCAGGGGGGAGGGAGGGGAGGGUGUGGACGCUGGAUCCGAUUGAUGGGACGAAGGGGUUUUUGAGGGGUGGCCAGUAUGCGCUGGCGCUGGCGUUGUUGGAGGAUGGGGAGGUGAAGGUGGGUGUGCUGGGGUGCCCGAACCUGCCGGUUGAUGAUGCGGCGCCGUUGACGGUGGAUAUCGGCGCGAACCAGUCCGAUGACGAGGGACGCGGUGUGAUCUUCUCGGCGGUCAUUGGCCAGGGUGCUACUAGCAGGCCGUUGAGCACGGGCGGGCUGACGGAGGGGAAGAGCAUCAAGAUGAAGGAGGUGACUGAGAUGGCGAGCGCGAGCUUCUGCGAGAGUGUGGAGGCGGGACACUCGAACCAAUCCGAGUCGGCGCAGAUUGCGCAGAAGUUGGGUAUUACGAAACCUAGCGUCAGGAUGGACUCGCAGGCCAAGUACGGCUCUAUUGCUCGCGGCGCUGGCGAUAUCUAUCUGCGCCUGCCGACUUCCAAGACCUACCAGGAAAAGAUUUGGGACCAUGCGGGCGGCGACCUGAUCGUCCGGGAGGCUGGCGGCCAAGUCACUGACACUAAGGGGCGGCGUCUUGACUUUGGGGUUGGCAGAACGCUGGCUAGCAACAGCGGCGUGAUUGCCGCGCCCGCCGCAGUCCACAACCAGGUUCUCGAUGUCGUCCAGGAGGUGCUCGGGCUGAAAUAA